AUGUGGGUAAAAGGUCUAGACGCGCUAUGUAUAGCGCUACUGGCCACGAGUGCGCAGGCACUCUAUGAGGACCAGGCGGGACAGUACGACUGGUACAAGCCCAUGAUUGGACAUGCCACCACGGGGUGCUAUUCUACAAGCGCACAGUACAUGAUCCUGGGCACAGAUAGUAAUGUAUUGAGUGCCAUGAGUGCAGAUGGGGAGAUAGUAUGGAGACACGUGAUGCCGGUUGAGCAAGAGAUGGAUCUGAUAGUGUGUGACAAUGUGCGAGUGGCCACUGUGUCAGCCAACGGAUCAUAUAUCCGCAUGUGGUCUGCCAAGACGGGCGAGCUGAUUUGGGAGAGAUAUUCUGGUGCGAAGAAAGACGAGGGCCAGGUAGGGGUAGGAAGGAUGAAUGUGAAUGUUGAGUGA
Messenger RNA from Sphaeroforma arctica JP610, 411 nucleotides. RefSeq lists its product as hypothetical. Gene Ontology annotation, molecular function: protein binding. The coding region runs from base 1 to 411 and encodes 136 amino acids. The transcript has a single exon. The record is from RefSeq and is a predicted model, not a curated record. Gene Ontology annotation, cellular component: EMC complex. NCBI's taxonomy places the organism in Eukaryota, Ichthyosporea, Ichthyophonida. Gene Ontology annotation, biological process: protein folding in endoplasmic reticulum.